Messenger RNA from Lonchura striata (white-rumped munia), 3962 nucleotides. RefSeq lists its product as uncharacterized. The record is from RefSeq and is a predicted model, not a curated record. Lineage: Eukaryota; Metazoa; Chordata; Aves; Passeriformes; Estrildidae.
AUGCGCCUCGCGCGCGGCGAGGCUGCGGCACGGGCGGGCCCCGCCCCGCUCCGGGCGGCGGGGAGGGGGCGGCGGGCCGGAGGGAGCGGGGCGCGGGGAGCGGGGCGCGGGGAGCGGGGAGCGGGGUGCUCCUCCCGAAGGGCGCGGCUGGGACGAGCCGGCACGGGGCAGGUCGCUGAGGUUGGCAGCUGGAGCAGGGGCACUCCUGGAGCAGUGGCUGCAGGCACAGGACUGAGAAAGUGUCCAUCCCAGACGUGUGGAAAGCAACAGGUGGAUGCGGAGUUCCGUGUGAAGCGCUCGGCCGCUGUGCUGUCUCAGAGGAUGAGGAGGGAGAAGUGUCAGCCCCUGUCUCGCUUCUGUCGCACAGCUGGAGCGGGCAGGGCGCCUCGCAGCCAUGUUGGGUACGGGCAGCAGGAGCUCACCGUGCCCCUCCGUUUUCUGGGCAGGAAGUCCGUGGAAAUGUUACCGUAGCCAUCAUAACUGCGGGCAGGAACAGCCUGCUCCGUGUCCAUCUUGGGUAAGGGAAAGGGAGCUCUGCAGGGGACUGUCACUGUCACAUCUGUCCCCUGCAGAGCUGCUGUCUGUUUCAGGCGGAUGAAAUGCAGCUUACAUAGUUCAUGUGCAUACCUGAAAAACAUCUGGAUUUUGGCUUGAGUGUGUCAAAGUCUUAAUGACUUGAUGAAAAAAUGAGAUCUUUUGCUGAAGGAAGCCUGUCCUGAAUUCUGAGCUAACUGACUUAGAAAGAAAAACACCGAGCAGCAUUAUAGGCAACUCAGUGCCAGAUUUCUGCCUACGGAGCAAUGAUGGUCUAAAAGGCUUCCAAAAUAAUUAAUAUAUAUCAGACUGAGUUUUCAGUGCAGAGGUAUGAACCAGUUGCUUAGCAGGAGAUGCUGAUUCCAGAGAAGUUGUUACAUUUGAAAUGACUGAGGCAUGCUGUAUAGCAAAAGUCCUAUUUCUAGUGUAAAAAUUAAGAUGCAAACUGAUAAUGAAAUCAGAAUAAACAGAUAAGGAGAAACUUGAAGAUGCAGUUUUCUAUUGAGUUCUCAUCCCUGAAACUCAUUCAUCAACAAUUUAUCCAAUCAGUUUUGUACUGAUUUUCAGAAAUACAAAUUCCAUGUAUAAUUGCCAUACCGCAUUUAAAAUAUGACAGUCUAAGAAGGCAUUUUCUGCUGUAUAGAGCAGUGUGGAAAUAUAAAGCAAAGUUUGAACUGUUACUUAUAUCCUUAUGUAUCUUUUGCAAAACAAACUUGCCUCAGACGUAGCUUCUAAAACAUUCUGAACUGAGCUGUCAAAAAGAAGUUUUCUCCAGUGUUAAAAAAAGCGGUUCUAGAUUUAGUGAAGGGGUUACACAUUUGUAUUUUAGUGCUAUUCUUAUUCUUUUGUUUCAGACUUAUUUUCUGUUUGUGAUCUUUUAACUCUCUGACUGGUUGUGUAAAAAAAAAGUGAGUUAUCUUUCAGCAUUAAUUUUGACAGAAUAAGCAACUACCAGUUUCAUCCUCUCUUGUCAGGUAGGUUCUCCAUUUAUUCAAUUUUCUUUCAGAUCAUUCCCUGCUCCUAUUUCUGGUUUGCAUUAAAAAAAGGAUUCACGUAUCCAGUAUACAAAUGAGUGUCUUACCAACAUAAUAUUUACAUUAAUGUAAUAUAUGUAGUGAGCAUAUACUGAAUGUACUAUUCAAUUUUGAAUAUGUAAUAAAUAUGAAUGUUUUAUACAAUGAUUUAAAAUCUAUUAUUAUGUGCUAUAUAUCCUAUCUGUUUAUAUAUAUAAUGUACAUUGUAUAGUAUGUUGAUACUACAUGUAUUUGGUAUAUAUACAUAAGUAUAAUGUAACAUGCAUACAAUUAAUACAUGUUAUGCUAAUAUAUAGCUAAUUUUACAUGCAGUAUUUUUUUAUUUCAAAUUAAAUCAGGCAAGUUGAAAUAUCUGGCAUUUUCACUGCUUUAUUAUUUUAGCAGAACAUAGUCAUCAUGUGACCAGCUCUUAUUUGCUUUUCUAUUAAUAUAUCAAUUUAACAGUCAAAAUUAAUAUUGACUUUUUUGAAAUGUUUGAUGUUUUCUGUGGCUAUUUGAAAAAUGGAAAAGAUGCUUUAAAAAUAAUUAUGACUUUUUGCAUCUGUGUGUAUUUAACUGAAUGUAUUUAUUAGACCAAAUAUAAUUUUCAAAUACAAAUAAAAUACUGCUUUAAAUCUUGAGGCGGGGGAUGGAGGGGAAGAUGAGAUGAGCAGAUGAUGUUUAUGCAGUACUUUGGUGUUUCUCUGUGGAUGUGAGCAGUCUGCACAGUCACUCCCUGCUGAAGCUGAUGGAACCUGGCCAGCCAGCAGCCAACACAACAUUUGCUGCUACCUGAUAGAAACCAUCCUGCUGAGAGACGCAGGACAGCGCAGCUGUAGGAGCAAGAUAAGAGCAUGGAAGAAAGCAAGGCAGGCUCAAACACUGGCCAGUUGUGGAUAUUUAGAGCCCAGCUGUCCCACCUUGGCCUUUUCUCAUUUUUAUUCCAGCAACUGACAUCAAGGGCAUGCUUUUUCUAGCAGUGUCUCUUGUCCAAACCCUUCCAGAUAUUGACAGAUGGCUGUAUUUCUGCAAAACAAGGCAGAGUUCCUGGAGAUUUGUAAGAGCACAUUCCAUAUGCAGAGCCCUAGUGUUUUAUGAGGCUUUAUUGCAAGUUGUAUCAAAAUACUCUCAGUUAGUUGGUUCCCCAACUCUGAAAUCUCUGCAUUGAUUCUUCUUGAAGAAGAAACUCAGAUGUUUCUAAAUGUUACAAUACAUGCAGAAAUAUUUUUCUUUCUCAUCUGAAGGAAAUAAUCAUAUUUUGUCAAAACUAAAAUGUAUUUAAAUUAGGUAAGUGAAAAAUUUUUCUGAAUCACUCUUUAUUGGGAAUAUCGCCAGUAGGUAAGAAUCCUUUCUUCUGUACUUUAUCAGGGAUCACAUGUCUGUUCUCUUAACUUUCUCCUGACAAAAGACUUAUUUUUUAAGCAUCUAGUGGAAUUAAUUUACUGUUUACUAAAAUGUAUCACUCUUACUAAGUACUUUUAUUAUUAUUAUUUCACAUAGAUACACUUCUUAUUCACAUGGAAAUUCAAAAAGAGGCCAGCAAAUCUAGAAGGACAUGCAUGAUGAUAAUAGCUAAAAAUUUUGGUUUGCAAGAAUAUAAACAAGGGAAGACUUAUAAGAGGCAGUGACAUGAAAUCUUUUAAACCAAGUGAUAAAAACUUUUGGCUAGGCCAUUUCAAUUCUUAAAUGGAAACAGCAAAUGAAAUUCCACUGAGACUCAUUGCGCUGAGUUGAACUUAAUAAAGUUCAGUCUUAGUCAUGUCUUUUUGUCAGGAGUAAUCUUCUACAGAAUUUAGGAGUUAACUACUUGAAAAAUAUGUGAGUCUUGCACGGUAUCACUGCAAAAUACCUGAAGAAGCUGGAGACAGCGAGAGCCUUCCCACAGAGCCCUGCCUGCCUGAGGCUGCACACUGCAGAACCCCAUUCCUAUCUCAGUUUGUAUCUAACAUUCACUUCACUACUCAUGGUGUAUCAUAACUGAAGGCUGCUGUAUCUCAAGUUAUUACCAUGAUAAUUUUGUGUGUUAUAAUUUUGUGUGUUAUAUGUUUAUUCAUCUUUUGUCUAGAAAAUUACUCCAGUGAUCAAAGCAUACUUUAAUUUCUAGCAGUUUGCUUUCAAUAGAUAAACAAAUGUUGUUAAUGGGCCUUAAGGAAGCAGUGCAUCUAAGGAGUCAUACAUUUUCUUUUAAGUACGUAUAGAUGUAUUAUCUUGGUUUUAAUAUUUGCAAGGAAAAAAAAUGGCAUGUAGUGAUUCAGGUAGCAUCUCAUCUACACCUACUGCUGCUGACUGUUCUAGUAGUAGUCAACCAAAAGUCUAGUGUGAAUAAUUAAAUUAAAAGAGGUCAGGAGUCUGGGGGAGAUGCAUGAAUGAUAUUUUAUUUUUCUCUUUAUUGUUAAAUAAAGUACCUAUUUAGCC